GCCUGGUCCAGGUGGGGUGACUUAGUCUAGUGGGGUUGGCUGGGCAUCUAUCGUCGGCUUAAUUGGGCUGUAUCUUUUUCUCGAAAAUCAAUUAAUUGGAGUUCUUGGCAUCCCGUUUUCUUUAGACUCCCUUCCCUUCCUUUCUUCAGUCUCGAGGACUUUGCCUGCAACCGUCAGCUCUUGUGACCUCAUUCUUUCAAAAUUCCUUCAUUUAUUCUUCCUAACAAAAAACAAAAAAGUCCUUCCUGUCUGGCGGCAGUUGGGCUUUGGUUCAGCAUGCAACAAUGGCUGUCGACGAACGUUCGAGGAACCCUGACGAUCUCAACACUGACCGCAUUACAAGUUGGCGAUCUAUCGUCACGCUUAUAGUCUUUGUGAUAGCGAACGUUGUUGUUCUAUUCCCAUUUCAUGUGCCGAUACUCGUCCCUCGGUGGCUCCACAAUGCGGCUCUGGAUGGAUUAGCUUUCCUAAGACUGAUUCCUCCUCGGUCUGGUUAUUAUGCCAGUGAGGAUGGACAUGAACAGGGGCAACAAGAGGCCGACAAGCCUGCCAAAUGGUUGCGGUUCCAAUUCCCCAUCAACUUUCUGACCGGCCCAUUGAUUGCCGACCUCUUUCUGCUUGCCAUCCUGGCUAUUGGCAAGAAAGAGGUCGUCGCAGGAACUUAUGGCGCCGAAAACAUCCACCCCAUCGACAUUAUGCUCUUCUUCAUCACCCUGGCCUACAUCGCCAUAUCUAUCGACGCCUCUGGACUCAUCAGAUACAUGGCGUUUCGUGUACUGAAGUGGGGAGGGAAGAAUGGUCAUCUCCUGUUUUUCUACCUCUACGCCUUCUUUUUUGCCCUGGGAAGUUUCAUCGGAAACGACCCUAUCAUUCUAUCUGGAACUGCAUUCUUGGCCUAUAUGACCCGAGUAUCCAGCAACAUUGUUCACCCGAGAGCGUGGAUCUACACCCAAUUCGCCAUAGCCAACAUCUCCUCGGCAAUUCUGGUCUCCUCCAACCCUACAAACUUGGUUCUUGCUGGUGCUUUCAGCAUUCGAUUCAUCGACUACACAGCAAACAUGAUUGUGCCAGUUGUCUGUACAGUCGUCGUUCUCUUCCCCUUUCUCCUCUACAUAGUCUUCUCCAACGAAGAACUGAUACCCAAGUCCAUCGAGAUGCAUGAACUGCCAGAGCAUGCAAGGGGAGGUAAACCCAUAAAUCCAAACAUCCCGCAUGCCAGGGGUAACCCGGCGGAGGGCCAUGAACUUGAAGAAACCCAAGUUGUCGAGCUAUCCCUCGAGGAGAUCAUGAAUCCUUUUCUAGACAAGAAAGGUGCUAUUUUUGGUGCCGUCAUCAUGGCCGUCACUCUGAUCACGGUUCUGGCCGUAAAUGCUGCCAUGAGCAGCUCUGGGAAAGAUCAACCUGUCUAUUACGUCACUGUCCCAGCAGCGACAUUGAUGCUCUUGUGUGAUCUUGCGAUCGGAUGGAUGAAUCGGCAUGAUACGCGAAGAAUUGCAAGGGAGGGAAGGCAGAGGUUCGAGGAUGCACGUAUACAGUCGGAACUGAGGGGAACAGAUGCGUACUCACUCCAAGAGUCUGACCGGCACCAAGAAAUCGAUGGCACUGUACGGGGCGCAGAUGCUCUUCCGGUCGGUACUGGUGAGCCUCAUGAGAACGUGACAAGCAAUAAGUCUUUGAAUGGGAACACAACAGUACCGGGGACUGUUCAUCCUGAGAAGGACGAAAAGGACGACGCCGUACAAUCAAGCGAAACAAACACAAUGACACCACUAAAAGCCGACGCCUCAGAGCGUGAGGACUCUGGGUCUAGCGAACAGAGUUCCCGGUACGAGAAGCAGGAUUUGACUUCAUCAGAAAACAGGCAAGCCUCAGAGUCGCAAGGAGUUUUGGGAGCUACAAAGGCCGAGGUGAAAGAGCGCGAGAAGUCUUUAAACGGGGUCAAGGCCUCCAAAAACGAACAAGAAGCCUCCGUGACCCGUGACGCCGAAUUGCAAUCAGACCCGAGACACGGCAAAAAGCGUCAAAAGUCAAACCUGGUAUACAUGUACAGAGAUGCGCACAUCUGGGCGCAAGAGACGUUCCCGACCGUCAUGGCGGUGUUUGCACACCUGCCUUUCGCCUUGAUCCCAUUUGCCUUUUGCAUGUUUGUCCUCGUUCAGGGCCUCGUCAGCAGCGGCUGGGUUCCCGUCGUUGCCUACGGUUGGGACCACUGGGUCACAAAGACUGGGACUGUGGGUGCCAUUGGCGGCAUGGGGUUUCUCUCCGUCGUUCUAUGCAAUUUCUCUGGUACCAACAUCGGCACGACCAUCCUCCUCUGCCGCGUGAUCCAGGCCUGGCAGGCCAUCCACGACGAGGGUCUAAGCAGCAACCCGGCGAUCAAGGAUCGUGACUUCUGGGCGACGGUCUACAGCAUGGCGAUCGGCGUCAACUAUGGCGCCUUCAGCACUACGUUCAGCGCCUCUCUGGCCGGUCUGCUCUGGCACGACAUCCUGAAGCGCAAGCACAUCCACGUCCGCGCUCUCGAGUUUGCCCGUAUCAAUCUUCCCAUCAUAGCCGUCUCCAUGGUGGUUGGCUGCGCCGUGCUGGUAGGCGAGGUCUACUUGAUGAGGAAAGACGAGCCUCUACAGCUAUGAGAUGAGAAAAAAUGAAGUCUGGUUUGAUGUUGUGUACUAUGUAACACUAGCAAUGCAUAGCAUUUCCUUGAGCUGAAUCUGGAAUUGCAACGCGUUAUACUUUUUUUUUCCUUUUCCUGGAUAGAUUUAUUAUAUAUAUUAAUCGAAUUCUAUUGUCAGGACAAA
Messenger RNA from Pyricularia grisea, 2798 nucleotides. RefSeq lists its product as uncharacterized. The transcript is spliced from 3 exons. The coding region runs from base 285 to 2633 and encodes 782 amino acids. Lineage: Eukaryota; Fungi; Ascomycota; Sordariomycetes; Magnaporthales; Pyriculariaceae. Gene Ontology annotation, biological process: transmembrane transport. The record is from RefSeq and is a predicted model, not a curated record. Gene Ontology annotation, cellular component: membrane.